CAGGGAAUCAAGAUGGCUGCGCCCCGUCACAGAUGUGUUUUUCUUUAAAAUUGUGUCUAUGAAGGUGCAUGUGGGAAUCAGUUAAAUAAAACAAGUCACGAUGCUGAAUCUUAGCAAUGAGGUGGUAAAGAUGAGGAGUGAGGUAAAGAAGGUGAAGGUCUUCAUCAUUCGCAAGCUCACCCGUCAGAUGAAUAUGCUCAAAAAGAAGAAGGGCAAAGAGGAGGAAAUGCAGAGGAAUCAGAGGCGGGCAGCAAGACUGUUGGAGGAGAUCCAUGAAAUGAAAGUUAUAGCACCAGACACAGUCACUAAGACCGCCUUGCAGACAGACAUCAACUUUGAGAAGGUGUGUCAGAAUCCACAGGCCAGCAUCACAGAUCGCGCUGUGGCCCGCAUUGCCACUCAUCCUCAGUUCAGCCAAAAGAUCCAGAGCAUCAAGGACCGAAUCAAUGCCUUUAAAGAUGAGAGGACCAGCACAUCAUCAAAGGGAGAGAAAAAGAGUAAACCAGAUAUAACUGAAAAAGAGACCGAGAGACCUGUGGCCAGUGAAGAUGUUCAGGCCACAGCUGGUGAGGUGGAGAAGAUAUUGACAGAGAAACUGGAUGACAAUGACAAUCCUCCAAGUGAAGGCUGUGUUACUAGUACUGAUGAGACAACUGCUUCUCAAACCAGUCAGACAAUGUCAGACAAUGAAGCAGCCACGGUAAAACAGACAUCAACAGAAAGUGAGAAGGUGCCUGUGGAGGUUGUGAAGAUGAGGAAGGAGGUGAAGAAGAUAAGAGUGCUCAUCAUUAGCAAGCUCACAAACCAGACAGAAGUCCUCAAGAGGAAGACAGGUGAGCCAUCCGAGUUGGAGGAAAACAAGCAGAAGAUCAGCAGACUUCUCAAAGAAAUUCAGGUGCUUCGAAGCGUCAAACCAGACCAUGUGACCAUGGCUGCCUUGCAGGAGAAUGCAAACCUGGAGAAAGUGCGUGAGGACCCUGAUGCUAGCCCACUGGAACGAUCCACUGCCCGUAUCGCCACGCAUCCUCGCUUUGUUAAGAGGCUGCAAGCAGUCAAAGAGGCCAUUGAGGAGGAGAAGCGAAAAGCUGCAGAAGCUGAGGAAAAGAAGAAAAGACGCCUUGAGCAGGCCUCUGUACAGAGAGAGAACAGCGAAAACGAGGAGGAGGAUGAUGAGGACCAAGAUGAUGACGAUGAUGAUGACGACGACGACGAUGACGACGAUGAUGAUGAUGAUGAUGAUGGAGAGGAGGGUGAUGAGACAGAAGAGGAUGAUGAGACAGGUGAUAGUGAAGCAGAGGAUGAGGAAGAGGAAAUACUACAUAAGAGACACAUUACUAGUAAAUCUCAGGUAGCUGAAGUGGUCCAGAUAGUUGCAGAUGAAGACAUUUCAAUUAAAGCAACUUCUGCCCCAGUAAAGAAACCUGUAGAAGGAAAACCUGAAGGACAUUCUGUGACCGUUGUGGAUCAGGAAAGCACAUCAAACAUUUCUUCCAUUGUAGACAGCAGUUUCAAACCUGAUGAAAAUACAACGCCCUUGAAUAAAAGCCAUACUGUCUCUCCUGUUCCAAAAAAUAAACCGGUUUCUAAAUCUGUAUGCAAGAGACCAAUAAAUAAAAAUAAAGAGGAAGUAAAAGCAGCAGAGGAUGCUGACAGUGAAAGUGAUUUGGAAUUGUCAGAUGGUGAGGAAAAGCCAUACUUUGAUGACAGCACAGAGGAGCGUUUUCACAAGCAGUCAUCUAUGUCAGAGGAGAGUGAUGACGACGACUUCUUUAUUGGCAAGGUCAGCAAAUUUAAGAAGAAAAAGAAUCUGGCAACUGGUGAGGAAAAAACAAAAGAUGUAAGGAAAAGUGCCGACCAGGACACUGAGCAAGACCACAAACAAGAGGAAAAGGAAACCACAUUCAAGAGAGACUUCAAACACUCUAAAUUUGAAUCCGUCUUCUGCAAUGCCCUUUCAAAGGGUAGAGGUGCCAGAGAUAGAUUUGGUGCCAAACCACCACCACGGUUUCAGAAGCCAACGAGACAGCCAGAGGGAGACUCAGAAGCUCCUUGGGAGAGGAAGCAAAACCAGAACUCUGCACCAAACAGGAAACCAGGGUCGUCCUUCCAGAAUCAGAAGAGCGAUUUCAGUAGUAAUUGGGGACAUAAGGAAAAGGAUUCCUUUGGAGCCAGAAGAGGCAGGCAACCAAAUGACAGUUGGCAGAGCCAGAAUAGGAGCCAGAGGCCACCACCAGGGAAGACCUUUAACUCUUCCAGACAAGCUCCAGAGGCACUGCAUCCUUCUUGGGAGGCCAGCAGAAAGAGGAAGGAGCAGAUGAGUCAAAUCACAGCGUUUCAAGGGAAAAAGAUCAAGUUUGAUGAUUAACUUGUUGUGAUGUAGGAGAUCAUUUUUAUAUCAGAUUAAUUAACAAUAUGUUGGAGACUGUUUUCUGAGCAUUGUAACAUUUGUGGUCAAAACAAGUAGUAUAAUUUUACAUUUGUGUUGUGCUUCUGAAUGUUGGAAUUUGUUUUAUGUUGCUUAAUUUCAUGUUUCAUAACGUUGUCAUUAAACAUGUGUCCUUGUA
Molecule: messenger RNA, 2564 nt
Organism: Alosa alosa (allis shad)
Lineage: Eukaryota; Metazoa; Chordata; Actinopteri; Clupeiformes; Clupeidae
Gene: srfbp1
Product: serum response factor binding protein 1
Exons: 3
Coding region: 101-2365 (754 amino acids)
Biological process (GO): maturation of SSU-rRNA
Cellular component (GO): nucleus; 90S preribosome
Source: RefSeq, a predicted model, not a curated record